Spinacia oleracea (spinach) is the source of this 2613-nucleotide messenger RNA. RefSeq names its product protein FAR1-RELATED SEQUENCE 5-like. The record is from RefSeq and is a predicted model, not a curated record. Bases 1 to 2613 code for a protein of 870 amino acids. Gene Ontology annotation, molecular function: zinc ion binding. The transcript is spliced from 8 exons. Lineage: Eukaryota; Viridiplantae; Streptophyta; Magnoliopsida; Caryophyllales; Amaranthaceae.
AUGGAAAAUUCUGAAGCUCUUUUCGAAUCUAAUUCUGGAAUUUUAAGUACAUUGAUGUCAGAACUGAAUAAGGAAGUAAGUCUUUUUGUUGAAGGGUCAGAAUCUAUGUUAAUGGUGAAGGAAGUUAAAAAUGAAGACGAAGCUUAUGAUUUGUAUAAUGAAUAUGCUUUUAGUAAAGGUUUUGGUAUUAGGGUUGGGAAAGGUCGGAAGCGUCAAAACAGUGAAUUUUAUACUAUGAAACGGUUCUUGUGUAGCUGCGAAGGGGUUAAAGAUGAAAAAAGGAAGAGAACAAGGUCUUAUGCUAGAUUGGAUACGCGUACUGGGUGUACUGCUUUUGUUCAGUUUUCUAUUGGUAAAGAUGGUGUAUGGACGGUUGUGAAUCAUAAUAUGAUUCAUAAUCAUGCUAUGGUUCCUCUAAAUAAGAGGCAUUUGAUAAGAUCACAAAGGAAGGUUAGUAAGGAGGCUCUUUACUUUAUGUCUACUUUAAAAGCUAGUGGUGUUAAAGUGUCUGAUACCUUGAGGGUUUUGAGGAAAGAAGUAGGCGGAUCACCUAUGGUCGGUUUUACAGCUAGUGAUGCUUAUAAUGCUUUAUCACGUGCAAAAGCUAAUAAACUUGAAGGUCAUGACUGUCAUCAGUUAAUCAAGUAUUUUGCUCAGAGAAAUUCCAGUGAAGAAGGUUUUUAUUAUGACUUUGAGCUUAGUGAAGAAGAGGGACUUUUAAGUUUCUUUUGGCGUGAUGGUCGGAUGAAGAGAGAUUAUGAUUAUUUUGGGGAUUUAUUGGUUUUUGAUACUACUUAUAGGACCAAUAAAUAUGAUAUGAUUUGUGCUCCUUUUGUUGGUAUGAACCAUCAUUCUAAUAAUGUUAUGUUUGGAAUGGGUUUUGUUAUCAAUGAAAAAACCGAAUCUUUUAAUUGGCUUUUUCAAACUUUCCUUACAUCCAUGGGUGGAAAUCCCCCAAUAACCAUUAUGACAGACCAAGCUCCAUCCAUUGCUGCUGGGAUAAGGAAUGUUUUUCCAGAUGCUAGACAUAGAUUAUGUACGUGGCAUAUUGGGGAGAAUUCAAAGAAGCAUAUUGGGCAGUAUAGAGCUUUAGAUGGUUUUUCUGACAUAUUCAAUUAUCUUCUGAAGUAUUGUGAAACUGCUGCUGAGUUUGAAUAUCAUUGGCCAAGAAUGUUGACUCACUAUAAAUGCGUUGAAAAUCCAUGGUUGAAGAAUUUAUAUACAAUUAGAGAGAUGUGGUGUCCUGCUUAUUCUAAGAAUUAUUGGUCUGGUGGUGUGUUAUCAUCACAGCGAUGUGAAACUACCAACAAGUCAGUUUCCCAUCGACUUGAUAAGACACAAGGGUUAUGUGAUUUUUAUCAUGUUUUUUUGGAUGUUAUUUCUGAUUGGAGGAGCAAAGAGAAUGGUCAUGACUACAGAAAUUGGAAAGGUAGACCAGAAGUUGCAGCUGCAAAUUGCGGAAUUCUUCUUCAUGCGAGAAAGAUUUACACUAUAGAAGCAUAUGUUUUGUUUGAAGAACAAUUUCUUAAAGGGAUGGCAUGUUCUCAAGAAGAAAUACGUGGAAACACAGCUAUAGAGAAAAGUUAUUAUGUGUGGAGGCCUAAAAAAGACUUGAUUAAACAUGAAGUUCGGUUUAACCAAGAGACUUUUGCAGUGGAUUGUACUUGUCAGUACUUUACUGAAAUGGGUUUUUUAUGUUCUCAUGCGCUUCGUGUUUAUCAUGUGCAUUGUGUCCCAGAGAUUCCCAAUCUUUAUAUAUUGAAGAGGUGGACAAAAGCGGCUAUGUGCAGUCAUUUGGUUGAAGAUGAUGGUGAAAAGUCUAAUAUAGUUGCGGCUUCUGUUUGGAGGGCACAGACCCUUAGGAAUUUUGUUAAGCUUGUUAUGUCUGGUCAAGAUUCUCUUCAAGCUAGGGCUGAGAAUUUAAGGAAAAAAGGUGAGAGGAAUGACAGAUUGAAGGGUACAGUUGAGAAAAUCUACAAUAAAGCUAAAGGGAAUUGGAGGAGGAGGAAAGCAAAAUUUACAGAUGCAACAAGGUUUAAGGCUCAAUCUGCAGUCAUGGAGUUGGAUGAAGUUGGUGCUCCUGUGAUUUUUUCUAAUUCUCUUAAUGACUCAUCUGAUCUAGUUGUUGAUGCUUCUUUUCCGAAGCCACCUCCAAAAUAUUUUAGAAGAGGUGCUGCUGUUGAUAAAAAUGUAGAAUCAUCGGACAAGGAAAACAAUUCAACAAAUGAAACAUCAAAUGAUUCAUAUGUUCAUGGAAGUACUAAAACCGAUGCAUGUACAAAAGUUAAAGCACCAUUGGCUACUAAAGCACCAUCGGCUACUAAAGCACCAUCGGCUACUAAAGCAACAUCGGCUACUAAAGCACCAUCGGUUAAUAAAGCACCAUCGGCUACUAAAGCACCAUCGGCUGAAAAAAUUACUCAAGUUGGAUCUAAGGUUCAAGGACCUCAAGUUUCAUUGGUUACUAAACCUCCGUUGGGUACUAAAGGAUCUCAUCAAUCUGCUAAUGAUCAAGCUUAUUUGAAAUUUAAGUAUGAUGCUUUCUUAGCUCUUUUUGAUGAAUCAAUGGCUGCUGAAGAAGCCAUUAAAAGUCAAGGAUUUAGUAACUGUUGA